Saprolegnia parasitica CBS 223.65 is the source of this 1737-nucleotide messenger RNA. Its product is annotated as TKL protein kinase. The record is from RefSeq and is a predicted model, not a curated record. Gene Ontology annotation, biological process: protein phosphorylation. Gene Ontology annotation, molecular function: ATP binding; protein kinase activity. The transcript has a single exon. Lineage: Eukaryota; Oomycota; Saprolegniomycetes; Saprolegniales; Saprolegniaceae. Bases 157 to 1737 code for a protein of 526 amino acids.
CGGCUCUCGGCGCUCAGCCUGCGCUGGGCGUCGUUGCCGUCGCUUCUGCAGCGCGCACUUAUCUGGGACGCCGGGUUUGUCCUUGGCUUUGCCGAUGGCGCAGACACGUACGUACAAGUCUACACCAACUGCACGAGCGACCGCAGUGGCGUGCCCAUGGGCGACAUUGCCGUCAACUUUGCCACCUUCCUCAACGGCCACGUGCCGCUCAACAACCGCACCGAGUGCCAAAGCGCCGGCAAUACGACCGUGCUUCGAUCGCAAAACUGCGACGGAAAGCUCUCGGACGCCAUGGCCAAGUGCGCAAUCGACCUCAACGGCUUCCCCGACGGCCACUCGAGUCAGCUGGCGCAGGACGACCUGCCUCUGAGUGACGUGCCCGAGCCGCGCGUCUUUCAACAUGAAGACGUGAACGCAGGCUGGACAAAGCCCGCGAUCCACACGCAGCCACACGGCCGGUACCCGGAGGCGCCGUGGGGCUCGUGCCCGCUGCCCGGUCGCAGCGCACUCACGAUCCCGUGCGAAGUGCGCAACCAACGCGCCGAGUCGACGAAUCGGUGUCUGCCAGCGCCAAGUGCGGCCAUGGACGACUGGCUCACAGCAUACUACAAGACGUCACAGCCACAACCCACAUCAGAGACCUCCGACACCAACCACCAGGUAUCGCCGAGCAACCCCACCGUCCAGCUCAUCGGGAUUGGAAUCGGCGGCGUCUUUGGACUCGUCUUUCUCUUGUACCUCAUUCGAUGCCUCUUUCAACGCCGGGCUGCCCACCCCUCGAAAGACCCGUCGGUGUCACCACGCAUCUGGGGCCCACGCUCGACGCGCCUUCUGACGAGCAGCAAUGCGAUCGACUCGUCGCCCGUUGCCGCGGCGUCCUCCUCGGCGCAGUUCCAGCACGAUCCGCGGCUUCUCGCCAAGCGUCUCGCCUACAAGGACGUUGUCUGUGACCGCGUUUUAUCUCGGUCCGCGGCGGCCGAAGUGUGGGUCGGACGCCUCGGCACCGAGACGGUUGCGAUCAAGAAGACCUUGUCGCCCGAGUCCUUAGAUGUGUUUACGGAAGAGAUCCGCGUCAUGGCGCGGCUGACGCACCACAACAUUGUGCGUUUUCACGGCUUUGCAUGGGACAACCGGCGCCUCUCGUCGCUUGUCGCUGUGACCGAGUACUUGGCGCAAGGUGACCUCCCGGCGUUCCUCCAGCGCCACCGCGCCGCACCGUGGAGCACCAAGCUUUUGCUUGCUCUUGACAUUGCGCGCGCGCUCGCCUACCUCCACGAAGAAGCCAACGUGCUGCAUCGCGGCCUCAAGCCCAAGAACGUGCUCGUCAUCGACUCGAUGCACUGCAAGCUCUCGGCCACGGGCCUCCGCCGCGACGUCCCUCGCGAUGACGCGUUUUACACGGCACCGGAAGUGCUCUACGGCGAGCCCUUCACGCGAGAAGCCGACCUGUACGCGUUCGGGUGCAUCCUCGUCGAGCUCGAUCGGCACGAACCCGUCUACAGCGACCUCCACGUCGCACCGCUCGUCGUGCUCAACGAGAUUUUAAGCGAGAACCUCCGACCGGCCGUGUCGCCGUCGUGCCCGGAAGCCGUUCGUCUCUUGGCCUCCGAGUGCCUUGCAAAGGACCCACGCGCGCGACCCAUGGCCCUCAACCUUUACCGCGAACUCGAGUGGAUGCGCCAAAACGAAGAGUGGGAGAUGCUCUCCGGUCGCGCGCUGCGCGAAUUUACCAUCUAG